Molecule: messenger RNA, 429 nt
Organism: Fusarium musae
Lineage: Eukaryota; Fungi; Ascomycota; Sordariomycetes; Hypocreales; Nectriaceae
Exons: 2
Coding region: 1-429 (142 amino acids)
Source: RefSeq, a predicted model, not a curated record
AUGGCUUCCUAUCGCCCUGAUCUCUCGCAAUACCCCACUGGAUUCACAGUUCUACGCAUUUUCCAAGCUGUACUGGACAUCAUCACCAUCAGUGUCAUGUCUUUCACAAUACACGCUGUGUUUAUUCCGGGGAACUGCUUGUUGAUCGUAACCAGUUCUGCAUCACUUCUGGUCUCUACAUGGAUGGCCUUUGCUCACAUGUUCUCCAACCGCCUCUUUAAUUACUUGGUCGCCGCGAUUCUUGACACCAUUCUCACUAUAUUCUGGCUCAUAUCAUUUGCUGUUCUUGCGGCACAAACAGCGGUGUUAUGGACCCACGGCACUGAUUACUGCGGAACCAACAAGUGCCCCGGCAACCUCAAGAACGUGACGAGUUUUUACGGAUGCGUCUUUGCGACUUGCGUCGGUCUAGGUGGCUUGGCAUUGUAA